AAAAAGAGGAAGGAAGAGGAGAAGAGGAGAAGCAGGCGGCGCAAGGGACAGUAGCAGCGGUCGUCGUCAUGACGCGCGGCAAUCAAGUAGCACCCAGAAGGCUCUGGCGAAAAAGUUGUAUGACGUCCGUCAAAUCGUGUGUCCCUCGUUCCUUCUGUGGCUUGGUGCAGCGUGACAAGGACCGUCAGCGAGCGGCGGCACGGGCCAAGCAAGCUCCCAAGGGUAGGUACACACACACGAAUGUCAUAUGCCGUCGUCGUGUGUUCACGGCUGUUGCAACCGGGAUGCGAUGCGAUGCGGUUCAGGUGCGUGUUCUCAGCUUGACGCCAACAAGAAGGCGCUGACGAUAGUGUGCAGCAUCUGCAAGCAGCAGUUCAUGGGGACGAGCAGUGCGUCCAUCCUGAACCAGCACGCCGAGUCCAAGCACCCCAAGAGCUCCGUGACCGACUGCUUCCCCCACCUCGGAGGCGGCAGCUGACACACACCAACCAGCGACUGACACCACACCAGCUAAGGGCAGAGGGCGGCACGCAGUCUGACGAGUGAUGGGGGAGACAGACAACGAUUGGUGCGGGCAGGUUUAAUUCAGAAGGCGUGUGUGUCUUGUGACUCCCUGUCCGUGGUGCAUGCCCGACUGACUGACACAGUGCCUUAGCAAGCGAUGGUAUUUUUCUUGUGUGUUCGAUGGCUGAUAUCCUUUUGG
Molecule: messenger RNA, 703 nt
Organism: Vitrella brassicaformis
Lineage: Eukaryota; Vitrellaceae
Source: the annotation of a GenBank genome assembly